UUCUUGUUUUCGUUUUGGUGUCGCUGAUGAUCGUUUGCCGUCGUACGAUCUGUCAGUGUAUCAUAGCAACAAAAUGCCGCCUAAAAACGGAAAUAAUGCCGCUUUUGAGAUAAAUCACGAAAUUCGUUCUGUGUAUGAAUAUUGCCUCGCAGCAGGUCUUACUCAUGAAGAAAUUGUGGAGAAAGCAAGGCCUCUUUUACAACCGAUUCAAAUCGACGAAUGGAAGCGAGCAUUGCUGAUGAUUUUGAAGAUCAGCAUAUGUUGCAUAGCGCUGUCAUACACUCUCGCAUCUGACACCAUUUCCAGAUCAAUACUUACACAAGGGAGGCAUUUCAUGUUUAAGCUGCUACCUAUGUGGGAUUGGACGGAUUUAUAUUCAGAAACUUGUUUGCUGGACAAUCCAUUUUAUUUAGAUGAGGAAAUCUAUGUUGUUGACUGCCAAACAUGUGAAGAUGUAUAUGAUGUUGAUUAUUUAAACUGGACAUCUUCUGAGGAAAUAUCACAGCUUUAUCUGCAAAGAAAUAUCCCUGUAAUUGUGAGAGAUGCAAUGGCUGAUUGGCCUGUCAUGAAAAGCUCUUUCUCAAUUCUUAAUUUGACAGAUGAAUUCUAUCAUUUGCAAGAAGAUAUUUGUAUGUUUCAGUCAAAUUUACGACUCGGGAAUCAUAAUCAGUUAUUUGAAAAAUUGCUUAAACAGGAUUUACAAAAGUGGUAUGCUCACUGGGAGAACUGCGAGAAAUCUACUCAAAAGCUCAUGAGGAAGUUUUAUACUAGACCUUACUUCAUGCCUAGUACUGUGCAGAUGACAGAGUCGAACUGGGUUUUUAUGUCAUCAGGUUACAAUGGCAAAAAGUUCAAAAAGGUCGAUGCUAUGCCAUCUAUUACUGUGAUGUGGGUUGCACAAGUGUGGGGAUACAACAGGAUACAAUUCACGCCAAAAAAACCUUGUAACAGUAUAUGUAAUACAUUGGAAGAUACUUUGGAGGAAGGAGAAAUUGUAUUAUUCAGUCCAGCUAUGUGGAGUUUAUCUUAUUUACCUGGAGAUGGAACUGAAAAUCUUGCUAUAGGAGCUGGAGGCUUUUCACAUUUUUCUUAAAUUUUAAAUCCAUAAAAGUACUUAUCUGAGAAACACACAAGAUCUUUAUUCAAUCUUCAUUAUUUACACAUCUAUAUUCCAAUGAUAUAUACAUAUGAAUAAAUAGAUGGAACUAUGCA
Argiope bruennichi is the source of this 1212-nucleotide messenger RNA. RefSeq lists its product as uncharacterized. NCBI's taxonomy places the organism in Eukaryota, Metazoa, Arthropoda, Arachnida, Araneae, Araneidae. The transcript has 7 exons. The record is from RefSeq and is a predicted model, not a curated record. The coding region runs from base 74 to 1093 and encodes 339 amino acids.